This is a messenger RNA of Anthostomella pinea, 1569 nucleotides long. NCBI's taxonomy places the organism in Eukaryota, Fungi, Ascomycota, Sordariomycetes, Xylariales, Xylariaceae. The record is from the annotation of a GenBank genome assembly.
AUGGCGCCGGCAGGCUUGCGGCAGUGCCUCCGCGAUGUCUCCCCAUACCUGGUCCUCCUGAUGGCUGUCAGCACUCUGGGACCACUGCAAUUCGGGUUGCAUCUAGCCGAGCUCAAUGCCCCCCAGGAUGUCAUAUCCUGCCGUGUCACGCACUCUAUAUCGUCGAGAGUCUCGGCCGUCUUCUCCUCCCGGGCUUCUACUCCGCCAGCCGACGCGCCGAUGACCUCCUCCACCUUGCCCGACUGCAUACCCAUGGACGAGGCGCAGUUCGCCGUAGUAUCGAGCAUGUUCACCCUUGGCGGCUUGGUCGGCGCCCUCGGUAGCGGGCCCGUCGCCUCGAAAAAAGGGCGCUUACUCGCGAUGCGGUUGACCAGUGUGUUCUUCGUCAUCGGGUCCAUUGUUGAGACGCUGGGUGCCUCAAUCACCAUGAUGUCCUUCGGCAGGGUAUUCUCGGGCGUCGGCGCAGGUGCCGCGACGGUCAUCGUGCCAAUCUACAUCAGCGAGGUAGCGCCGCCUCGCGAGCGCGGAACCUUCGGGGCCAUGACGCAGGUCAGUAUCAACGUUGGCAUUUUGAUAACACAGACUCUGGGGUACUUCCUCAGCCAUGGGUCGGCGUGGAGGUGGGCCUUGGGCGCUGGCAUUAUCGUCUCCGCCAUUCAGGGGCUGGGGCUCCUGGCGGUGCCCGAGAGCCCUGCCUGGCUGGCCACCAACAAGAAUGCCGCUCAAGCCAAGCGAAUACUCCAACGCAUCCGUGGUAGACACCACGAUAUCGCGGAGGAGACUGCGACCUGGGAUCCGGAUGCCGUGGCCCCUGAAGAGGAAGCGCUGCUCGAUGACAACUCGACCACGGUGGUAGACUCGAGUUCUAGAAGAAGUUCGACUACGAGCCGGGCCAGCAGUAAGAACGCAGCCCCUCUUGGAUUCAUCCAAGUCGUCAGGGAUCCCCAGUACCGGCCUGCCAUCGUGGCCGUUGUGGGCGUCAUGUGUGCACAGCAAUUGUGCGGCAUCAACUCCAUCAUCAUGUAUUCGGUGUCGCUGUUACGGGAUCUUCUGCCAAUGAGCUCGGCACUGUUGACCAUCAUGAUAUCUGCUAUCAACUUGAUCACCACCCUCGCGUGCUCGCCACUCCCUGACAAGCUUGGGAGGAAAGCCUGCCUGCUGCUCUCCAUCUUUGGUCAGGGAGCAAGUGCGCUCGCGCUGGCACUAUCGAUACUGUUCGAGGCAAAGAUACUCUCAGCGGUGGCAGUCCUCUUUUUCGUGGCCUUUUUCGCAGUUGGGCUCGGACCUGUUCCGUUCAUUCUCGCGUCCGAACUGGUCGGCCAAGAGGCUGUAGGUGCAACGCAGUCUUGUUGCUUAGCCGCAAGUUACAUUGCUACGUUCCUGGUGGCCCAAUUCUUUCCCAUCAUCAACGCCAAGCUAAACAAGCGCUUUGGGGGUGCCGGCUGGGUCUACUUCAUCUUCACAGCACUGGCCGUACUCUCGGGCUUGUUUGUGAUUUGGCGCGUUCCAGAGACGAAAGGCAAGAAAGAUGCUGAUGACGUUUGGGGCCGCCCACGACGCCGGGACUAA